Candidula unifasciata is the source of this 1867-nucleotide messenger RNA. The record is from the annotation of a GenBank genome assembly. Lineage: Eukaryota; Metazoa; Mollusca; Gastropoda; Stylommatophora; Geomitridae.
AUGAACCUCAGGCAUAAAUCACGAGUUACAACUCGAGGUUUUACGAGAGCCACGCGUCUAAUGGAAUCCAACGCCGACAAGCAUCCUUGUGACCUGGACGAUGACAAGGUGGACCUCUCUUGUGGGGUCUGGAAGUUCAGAACCAAUGUCUUGGGCACCAAGUUCGCCAACCUGUACACCUUUACGGUGCUGGUGGGGAUCUCCAUGUUGUUUACUCAGAUGGUUCAGUCCGUUAUCCAUCUGACAUCUAUAGAAAGGCAGUUCAAGAUCGACAACGCCAGGGCGGGACUGUUUGACACUGCCUCCAAGGCUGGACAUCUGACCACUAUUUUGUUAGCUGGACACUUUGCCAAGAGAGUCCACAUCCCUGUAGUUAUCGGACUGGCGGGCAUGUUCCAGGGAACCAUCCUGAUGAUUCCAGCCUUCAUGCAGAUAGCCAAUCCUUACACACUGCCACUGUUAACGGGUUCUGACUCGGCAAACGGCUCAGGGAAGAAUUCGCACGGAGACAACGAGCAGUACUUCUGUCGCAAUAACGACACGUUCUACAACGAGACUUACAACCAGAUGGCGUUUAUAGUCAUCCUUUUAGUCCAGGGCGCUAAAGGAGUCACCGACGCCUUCCACUCGGGCUUCUUGCCUACACUGUAUGUUGAUGACAACAUGCUGGACAAGUCCAAAAUGGGAAUUUUCUUUGGGAUCAAGUACAUAAUAGGUGAGCUAGCCUCCCCUGUCGGCAAGCAACUGAACGCAAUCUUAACUGAGGUCCCUACUGAUCUUAAAAAAACCGAGAUGGACCCGAAAGAUCAACGGUUUGUGGCCGCCUGGUGGCUGGCGUUUCUCCUCUUUGGGGCGGCGACUGCGUUCUUCUCCUUCCCCAUCAUCUUGUUUCCGAGAUACCUGGUGUCCAGGAGACAACAGGAGGCUGCGUUGCAGCGAGCCAUGGUCAGCUUCACACCUGAUGAUGAUGAGAAGAAAACGAUAACAGAGAAGAUUAAAGUUAACUUUACACCCAGGUCCAGCCUGUUUCCGCCAAUCAAUGGUCUCUCUGAGAGGAAGGUCAGCAUAGAUGGCAGCAUGGCCUUUAACCAGCCGAUCAAAAUCAAACCGCGCCCUAAUGGAGGAGCAACUUCCCAGACCAGCGCAACAGAGCUCAUCAAAGAUUUCCCCAAGGCGCUGGUGCGAGUGUUCAAAAGGCCAGUCUUUCUCCUAAUGCUGGUCGACAUCGCCAUUGUGUCCAUCCCUACACAAGGCAUCUCUGUCUUCAGAAGCAUCUACAUGUCCAGCGAGUAUAACGUCUCGAUGACCGAAGUAGCCACGUUGACCGGAGUUACCGGUGCUGUCAGCCACGUGAUAGCCACCCUGUCUAGUGGUUGGCUGGCCAGCAGGGUCAAGAGCAAAGUCGGAUACAUGUGGAUCAUCUUUGUCACCUAUCUGGCCGCCAUCUGCAUUACACCCAUGUGGAUUAUUCUCGGCUGUGAUAACCAGCCGGUGUAUGGACACGAGGGCAGAUUCGGUAUCCCAGCCAACAUGACAGAAGCCUGUGGCUGCGACGCUGUCAAACAACUCAUCUCCUGUGGGUCGGACGGUAGAAACUACUUGACUCCUUGCCAUGCUGGAUGCGAGAGUUCUAUAGGCAAAACUUUCGUAAACUGUACCGGCAUCGCAGAUGCAGCGAUGACGUUGGUUCCUGGUCUUUGUCCCACCCCGUGUAAGAGGAACUUCUAUCUCUAUGUAGCACUGCAUGCCAUACAAGGAAUGAUCAGUGGCAUGGCAAAUAUUCCAAGGAGGCUGCUCUUACUGAGGAUUGUUGAUCCCAGAGAUCGGGCGUUCGCUACAAGUUUAUUCGCUUUUUUUGGCACAAUCC